AUGAGCGUUUGCGGCAGAGAGCCAUCGCAGUUGGACGGUCGAGGAGGAAGCGAACCUCUUAGAUUCACAGUGUAUUACCGGUUAUACGCCAACAAUGACGCACUCGAAUCUAAGAAUCCCAUCUACUCCAAUGACAGAUUUAUCGGACGCACUUCGUUCAAGUCUAUCACACCUCCACGUAACGUUGCCUCUCUCAAAAGGAAUAUCUGGAAGGUCGAGGGUUUCGAAGGCAUCCCAACAUGCGCUUUGUAUCUCUCUUUGUCGGAAAAGGCGCCGGCAGAGGACUUGACCCGCCUUCCACCGCGCGGAUCAGGUUCGUCUGAACUGGACCCGAUGGCUCUGGUGUUAAACGUUACGGAGGUCGAGAAGAGAUUGGCGGCGUCUAAUAAUCUGGACUCGGACACGCUGCCUGAAUGGCCCCACGAACAACGCUAUGUCCAUUAUCGUACUUAUGAUGACGCGGGCGAGAUUGUAUCGAAGACGUCUUUUGAUAAAACCGACACGUCUCUGGGCCGCGUUAACGCACUCUCCGUUCCUCCGCCUCACAACGGCGCUUGUUUGAAGGCUCGACUUCGUCAGGCCGAGAACCUCCCAGCCUAUGAUUUUAAAUUGUAUAAAGAUGAUAGCGGAGAGACGAUUUUGAAUUGCGAUGAAGGCGUCAAUAUUCUUUCUGAUGAUUAUCCAGGGAUCAUCGCAGAUGAACCAGUUGCUAUUGUAUAUAAUUCCCAGCAGGCCCUCUGCGAUCCGAUUCCUCAGGGAUUCCCGAGGAAGAUUCGAGCUUUAGCAUGUAAAAUGGGAGCUCAUGAUCCGACAUGGCACUCAUCGACGCAGGGGGAGAUUUUCCACACCGAUGGAGUAGUGACAAAAAAGAGAUACUAUAUGGAUGCAUGGGUAUACGACUGUUACGUUGCAAUAAAUUCCGACGGAAAACGUGGCUGCAAAUUCAAAUCGUACUCGGCAAUCGGUUCACCUCGCGAGGCUUCACUGUUACGUGUAACAUUGGCUUGUAUCUUAAUGCCUGACAGUCCAUUUCGUGGCGAAGUUGGUGGAUCCGGUCGCGACAACCAUCUGCACGAGCUCCGUGUACUUGGUAUACAUUUAAAGUUUGCGAAGUAUGUAUUCCCUACAACUACGACUCCCGACUCGCAAUUUUGCGAGGCUGCACAUUUUCCUAUAUUUCUGUAUGACAGAAAUGGGACUUUCUGGAAUACUUCAGUAACCUUCUUCCGACGAGCCACGUCCCCUGAGCCCUCCAAUUGCGCACCUUUAGAGAUUUGA
This is a messenger RNA of Laccaria bicolor S238N-H82, 1278 nucleotides long. RefSeq lists its product as uncharacterized. The record is from RefSeq and is a predicted model, not a curated record. NCBI's taxonomy places the organism in Eukaryota, Fungi, Basidiomycota, Agaricomycetes, Agaricales, Hydnangiaceae. The transcript is spliced from 6 exons. The coding region runs from base 1 to 1278 and encodes 425 amino acids.